AUGACGCGUCCGGCACACUUUCCGUUUCUUUUCGGCCGCCAAGAAAGUGUGGUUGCUAGCGAUGGUGCUGCUGUUGUUAGUGCAGCCCAUAACACGCCUAAAGCCGGCGCAGGCGGACCCAAGUCACCAACUCCAUCACCAACAUCAACAGGCGCAGGUGCAUCAUCCCAAGUUCUGGCCAGCAGUGCGCAAACACCCAUCACUCACAACACCACACAAUCGACUUCCUUGCAAGAACAGCCUCUUGAAGUUGCUCUGCGUCGUUCUGCCACAUUCAGUCUUGAGUCUGCACCUCCUAUUCUUCUCGACAACAAUCCUCUACCACUGUCAUUUGCCCCAACCAUGGCCGCACCGCCGGGGGGUUAUUCAAUUAACGUCAACGAUCCGAGUCUGAUCGCUCUCGUCAACAAGCUACAAGAUGUGUUCACGACAGUGGGAGUACAAAAUCCCAUAGAUCUUCCACAGAUUGUUGUGGUCGGAUCGCAGUCAAGUGGAAAGAGUUCCGUGCUAGAAAACAUUGUCGGGAGAGACUUUCUACCUCGAGGCUCCGGAAUUGUGACGCGAAGACCCCUCGUCCUUCAACUGAUCAACAGACCUCCUCCUGCAAAAAUGCAAUCGAAUGGCGUCUCAGAAGAAGAACUAAAAAAGACCAGCGACAGCCAGGCCAAUGUUGAUGAGUGGGGAGAAUUCCUCCACUUGCCAGGACAAAAAUUCUUUGACUUCAAUAAGAUCCGUGACGAAAUCGUGAAGGAAACAGAGGCGAAAGCGGGACGAAAUGUUGGCAUCUCGCCCGCGCCCAUCAACUUGCGCAUCUACUCACCCAAUGUCCUCACUUUGACACUGGUUGAUCUGCCAGGCUUGACAAAAGUGCCUGUUGGUGAUCAGCCGCGCGAUAUUGAAAGACAGAUCAAAGAGAUGGUCCUCAAGCAAAUAUCGAAGCCCAAUGCCAUCAUUCUCGCUGUCACCGCUGCAAAUGUAGAUCUAGCCAAUUCGGACGGUCUGAAGCUUGCCCGAGAAGUCGAUCCGGAGGGUCAGAGAACCAUUGGUGUGCUAACCAAGAUUGACUUGAUGGACUCUGGAACCGAUGUUGUCGAUAUUCUAGCCGGGCGAAUCAUCCCACUCAGACUAGGCUACGUACCCGUGGUCAACCGAGGCCAGCGGGACAUCGAGAACAAGAAGAGGAUAGACCUGGCUUUGAAAGCAGAGAAGGAAUUCUUCGACAAUCAUCCUUCUUAUCGUAACAAGGCCUCCUAUUGCGGCACUCCAUAUCUGGCUCGAAAGCUGAAUCUUAUCUUGAUGAUGCACAUCAAACAGACACUACCUGACAUCAAAAACCGCAUUACCGGUUCACUUCAGAAAUACUCCCAGGAACUUGAGCAACUGGGGGCUGGAGAUCUCCUCGGGAACAACAGCUCAAACAUUGUCCUCAAUAUCAUUACCGAGUUUGCCAACGAAUACAGAACCGUUCUCGAGGGACAUAGCCAGGAAUUAUCCAGCAACGAACUUUCUGGUGGCGCCAGAAUUUCGUUCGUCUAUCAUGAACUAUACUCGAAUGGCAUCAAAGCCAUCGACCCUUUUGAACAGGUCAAGGACAUUGAUAUUCGGACAAUGUUGGUCAAUUCUUCAGGUUCAUCGCCUGCACUGUUCGUGGGUACUACUGCAUUCGAAAUUAUUGUUAAGCAACAAAUCAAACGACUUGAAGAACCAUCAUUGAAAUGUGUGUCGCUGGUCUUCGACGAACUCGUACGCAUUUUGCAACAGUUGCUUACGAAACAACUCUUCCGACGAUAUCCUCAGCUGAAAGAAAGAUUCCAUGGAGUUGUGAUUGCAUUCUUCAGGAAAGCCAUGGAACCAGCGAAUAAACUGGUCAAGGAUCUAGUUGCAAUGGAAGCCUGCUACAUCAAUACCGGACAUCCUGAUUUCUUGAACGGUCACCGUGCUAUGGCCAUUGUCAAUGAAAGGCAUAAUGCCACCAAGCCCACUCAGGUGGAUCCAAAGACUGGCAAACCACUUCCCCCCUCGGUUCCGCCGCGGGCCAACUCACCAGGUCUUCCCACUGACGGUACAGACACCAAUUCGGGCUUCUUUGGGUCAUUCUUUGCAAGUAAGAACAAGAAGAAGAUGGCCGCAAUGGAGCCUCCUCCCCCCACUCUAAAGGCCAGUGGAACACUUUCAGAGCGUGAAAACCAAGAAGUUGAAGUCAUCAAGCUCUUGAUCAACAGCUACUUCAACAUUGUCCGAAGGACCAUGAUCGACAUGGUCCCUAAAGCUAUCAUGCUGACUCUUGUACAGUUCACAAAAGACGAGAUGCAGCGAGAACUCCUUGAACAAAUGUACAGAGCACAAGAACUUGACGAACUUUUGAAGGAAAGCGACUACACUGUCAGACGACGGAAAGAGUGCCAGCAAAUGGUGGAGAGUUUGAGCAAGGCCAGUGAGAUUGUUAGCCAGGUGCAAUAGAUUGGCAUGUGAAUGAAUACUACAGCGGAUUAUGAAAAUUCGAACACACCAAACCCUCUUUUCCCACCACAAUCGACAUCCCAGGUCUGUUGCUGUUGAAACGAUGAGCGAUGUCUGCGCGACUGCAUGUCCGAGAUAUGCAUGCUUGAUCCGGGACUCACGAAUUCGGAUGAAUGACGUUAGCCGGGCACGUUGGAAGGAAGGUAAACCCGGAGUGGACGACAAUGGUGUUUGGUUUUGUUGAUUUGUCCUCCACUGUUUUCCUCUUUGGCACGCAAGAAAUCGUACCUUUUUCCCUUUUCUCCUCCGGGGGUUGAGAUGAAUAUUUUUUGAUAGAGUAGAAACAUGCGAUGGACCAUUGCGAAUCUUGUAGCGGUGGUGUUGGGACGAAUGGGGGGAGGGAGUGGCUCCUUUCAGCGCAUCUGAGCGUUGAUAACUUGCCUAGGGUACCUUGGGGCUAGUUACUUGUCUUCGCCUUGUCUCUUUCUAUAAACCCAAUAUUAGGGGUCGACAGAGAGAAGUUUGAAGAAAGAAACAGUCAUUGUAACAGACAACAAUCUUGACCCAAUUGAAGUCAUUACGGAUUACGUUGUUGAAUGGGUGAAUAAGUUUCCUGGACUCGUAGAAUGUUAAUCCUACCUGUAGGC
Exophiala oligosperma is the source of this 3107-nucleotide messenger RNA. Its product is annotated as vacuolar protein sorting-associated protein 1. Lineage: Eukaryota; Fungi; Ascomycota; Eurotiomycetes; Chaetothyriales; Herpotrichiellaceae. Gene Ontology annotation, cellular component: microtubule; cytoplasm; peroxisome. The coding region runs from base 1 to 2460 and encodes 819 amino acids. The transcript is spliced from 5 exons. The record is from RefSeq and is a predicted model, not a curated record. Gene Ontology annotation, biological process: peroxisome organization. Gene Ontology annotation, molecular function: microtubule binding; GTPase activity; GTP binding.